Molecule: messenger RNA, 1323 nt
Organism: Arachis ipaensis
Lineage: Eukaryota; Viridiplantae; Streptophyta; Magnoliopsida; Fabales; Fabaceae
Product: peroxidase 47
Biological process (GO): hydrogen peroxide catabolic process; response to oxidative stress
Molecular function (GO): heme binding; peroxidase activity
Source: RefSeq, a predicted model, not a curated record
AUGAUAUCUUGGAGUGUGUUUCGGACUGAGUUCCACAGAAAAUACUUUCCUAAUUCAGUGAGAAACGCUAAGGAGCUUGAGCUGCUGCAGUUAAAACAGGGUCAAUUGUCUGUUGUGGAGUACACAAAUAAAUUUGAGGAACUGUACCGGUUUUUUCGAAUUUGUCAGGGUGCUCUGGAAGACUUUGAGGAGUGGAAAUGUAUCAAAUAUGAAGGAGGACUCUGGAAUGAUAUUCUAAGCUCAGUUGGGCCUAUGGAGAUUCGAACUUUCUCUGAAUUGGUAAACAAGAGCCGUGUUGCUGAGGAUUGUGUGAGAAAGGCGGCUUUGGAUAAGGAUGACCAUCAGACGUUUGUUAGGAGAGAUUGGGACAGAAACUUUGCACCGAGGGGCCAAGAGUUUAAGAAAAGUGGUAGUCACUGGAGGAAUGAUAAAGGGAAGACUGUCCCCAUCGGAGAACUCAGGACGCCGAUCGGGCGUAGUCACCAGGCGGAGGGAUGUGAUGGAUCGAUUUUGAUUGAUUCCACAAAGGGUAACAAAGCAGAAAAGGGUUCACCAGCAAAUUUGAGUUUGAGAGGCUAUGAAAUCAUAGAUGACAUCAAAGAAGCGCUUGAAAGACAAUGCCCUGAAGUAGUUUCAUGUGCUGAUAUUCUUGCUUUAGCUGCUAGAGAUGCAAUUUUCUUUGCAGGGGGGCCAGUUUAUGACAUACCAAAGGAAAGAAAAGAUGGAACAAGGUCCAAAAUUGAGGAUACCAUUAAUCUGCCAUCUCCCAACUUCAAUGCUUCUGAUCUCAUCAAGAUGUUUGGCCAACAUGGCUUUUCAGCACAAGAGAUGGUGGCUCUCUCUGGGGCUCACACAAUAGGAGUAGCUAGGUGUUCUUCUUUCAAGAACAGGCUAACAAAAGUGGAUCCAAAUUUGAACUCAGAAUUUGCAAACACACUGUCCAGAACAUGCAGUGCCGGUGACAAUGCUGAGCAGCCCUUCGAUGAAACAAGGGAUGAUUUCGACAACUUGUACUUCGACGCUUUGGUCUCCGGCGAUGGUGUUCUCACAUCCGAUCAAACAUUGUUCACUAGUCCAAGAACUAGGAAUUUUGUCAACUCUUAUGCACAGAACCAAGCCUUGUUCUUCUUGGAUUUCCAACAAGCUAUGGUCAAAAUGAGCUUGCUUGAUAUCAAAGAAGGUUCCAAGGGUCAAGUUAGAGAUAACUGCCACAAAAUAAAUUGAAUUGGAGGAUCUAGCUAUGCCUUUUUUAAAACAAAUAUAUGAUCUAUGUAUUUAUAUAUCUAUGGUUUGAUAAAUAUUACAUUAGCAAUGAUGAACAUA